GUCCUUCUACGUAUACGAGGAUGGACGCACUUUAUUCAGUCGAGCAGGUGCAUAUACCACCUGAGUUAGGAACAAUUAUGAAACAAUACACGAAAGCCAUUUUGCGUGAUGAACCAACGGAUGUAUACAAGUACAGUGCAAACUUCUUUGCCAUUAUAUCUGGAAAAUGCCCCCCUUUUGAUGAAAACGGAGUCUUUGUUGAGGAUGAAUAUGUUUCUACGCAAUCUAACGACAAAAUCAGUACACCCACACUUGCUUGCAGACAAGAAAGUAUUGAUGCAAUUUUGCAAAAAUACAGCAAAAGUGAGGAUGGUACCGCAAGUCUAGAGGACCUUCCACACAUUCUGAGGGAAAUCAUAACAGCUUUAGGAUUGAAGGAAGAAGACCUUCCUUCUGCCACAGAAGUUGCUUCGGUUCUUCACACAGAGGGCGAUUUUAUUGAUUUGCUUGAACUCAGACAGCUGUUAUUCGAGCCUGAGCCUCAGUCUCAUUUCCAUGUAUGAGAAUAAAAAGGCAAACGAACUUUAGAGUGAUGAAUGAAUUUUGUCUCAUGUAUACAUUUUGCACGUGGGCUG
This is a messenger RNA of Phytomonas sp. EM1, 575 nucleotides long. Lineage: Eukaryota; Euglenozoa; Kinetoplastea; Trypanosomatida; Trypanosomatidae. The record is from the annotation of a GenBank genome assembly.